Messenger RNA from Rotaria socialis, 507 nucleotides. NCBI's taxonomy places the organism in Eukaryota, Metazoa, Rotifera, Eurotatoria, Philodinida, Philodinidae. The record is from the annotation of a GenBank genome assembly.
AUGUUAUCAUCAAGUAAAUUAUUUUCUAUAUUAUCAAUCACGCUGGUUGUACUCUCUGUACAUUUUGUAAAUGGUUUUCCCAUCGGUGCAGAAUCAUUCUCUCAAAUGAAUUCAGAUAUUGAUGAUCCUACUGAACUUAUCGACAAUGGACAAAUACUAUCAAAACGAAACUUACCCGUUGAAGGUAUCCUAAUUGGCCGACGAUCAUUCCCAACUGAAGGCAUUUUAAUGGGCAAGCGAGAUUAUCCAACUGAAGGCAUUUUAAUGGGCAAGCGAGAUUAUCCAACUGAAGGCAUUUUAAUGGGUAAACGGGAUUAUCCAACUGAAGGCAUUUUAAUGGGUAAACGGGAUUAUCCAACUGAAGGGAUCUUAAUGGGAAAACGUAAUUUUCCAACUGAAGGGAUCUUGAUGGGAAAACGUAAUUUUCCAACUGAGGGAAUACUUUUAGGCAAACGUUUUCGAUUUUCUUCACCAAAAUCAAGUUUUUAUCGUGGAUUCAAAUAUUAA